This is a messenger RNA of Anthostomella pinea, 2994 nucleotides long. The record is from the annotation of a GenBank genome assembly. NCBI's taxonomy places the organism in Eukaryota, Fungi, Ascomycota, Sordariomycetes, Xylariales, Xylariaceae.
AUGAGCAAACGAUAUGCCUUCGUCCCCAUGGACGAGGACGAGGUCGGCCCGCAGAAGGUAGAGAAGGAAAAGAAGUCGAAACACCGCCAUCGAUCGCGCCGUGAUCGAAGUCGAAGUCGCAGUCGCUCGCCACGCAGAGAAUCGCAUAAGCCCAAGUCCAAGACCGUACGGAGGCAGGGUCAAGGGGACGAUAAUGAUCGGUGGGGCGACGAGGAGCCAGAACCCGAGCGCUCAGCAUCACCCGACGCGCGCCUAGAAGAGCCCGAAUUCCGAGAAUCAGCUUCGAAGCGAGUGAAGCUGAGCCACGACGACCGCGCCGAAGAUGACGAGGGUGCCGAAUCCGACACCGCUCGCGAUAGAGCUGAGAGGGAAGCUUUCUCCAAACGAUUGAAGGAACGCGACGAAGGGAAGUCGAAGAAGCCCGAGGGUAGUAAAGCCGAGAGGGAACGCCAACGGCUGGCCGAGGACCUGGCCUCAAGCCGUGCUGCCAUGCCCGACCUCCGGGAGCGGUCGCGACAAGAUUAUUUGAAGAAACGAGAAGCAGAACGCCUCGCUCUGUUGCGCAAGCAGGUCGCCGAAGAGACAUCAGAGCUGCGAAGCGGCGUGCGCCUGUCCGAGCGCGAAAAGGCCGAAUUUGCCAAGAACCGAGAAGUCUUACGACUCGCCGAAGAGAGGUUGCGAAUCGACGACCAUCGAGAUGGGUACUAUAUGCCAGAGGACUAUAUCACAGAGAAGGGGAAAAUCGACAAAAAGAGGAAAGAAGACGCCCUGUACAAGCGCUACGUCGAGAGAGACGAGUAUGGCCAGGAGAAAUUCGUCACCGAACACGAGGAAUGGGAGAAAGAGCAGACACAAAAGGCGAAAUCCCAGAUUAACCGGGCAGAAAGAGAAGAUGAGGGAGAAUAUGCUCCGGUGCUGGACCCCGACCAGUACAUCCAGUGGAAUUUGGGAUCAACAUUAGCUGGCGAGGGAAAGCAAUUGACCAAGGAACAGAGGUUUCUUGAGGCCCAGAUUGAAGCUGCCGAGAAGGCUGCCUUGUCCAUUCAGGAGACCCGCAAGAGUCUUCCCAUCUUCAAAUAUCGGGACGAGUUCAUUGCGGCUAUCGAGCAGUAUCAGAUUCUUGUUCUCGUCGGUGAGACGGGGAGUGGUAAAACCACGCAACUACCACAAUAUCUUCACGAAGCGGGUUAUACGAAGGACGGUCGAAAGGUCGGCUGUACACAGCCACGGAGAGUUGCGGCCAUGAGUGUUGCCGCUCGCGUGGCGGAAGAGAUGGGUGUCAAGGUCGGUAACGAGGUUGGUUAUUCCAUCCGUUUCGAAGACUCUACCAGCGACAAAACAGUCCUGAAAUACAUGACAGACGGCAUGUUGUUGAGGGAGUUCAUGACGGAGCCCGACCUUGAUGGUUAUUCGGCAAUCAUGAUCGACGAGGCCCACGAACGGACGGUUCACACGGAUAUCCUGUUAGCGCUGGUAAAGGAUCUAGCAAGAGAACGGCCCGACUUGAAGUUACUCAUCUCUUCGGCAACGAUGAAUGCUGAGAAGUUCGCCAAAUACUUUGAUGAUGCGCCAAUUUUCAACAUUCCAGGACGACGCUACCCGGUUGAUAUUUACUAUACCCCAGCGCCGGAAGCCAACUACCUGACGGCAGCCAUCACUACCAUUUUCCAGAUACAUACCUCGCAAGGAAAGGGAGAUAUCUUGGUCUUCUUGACGGGUCAAGAUGAGAUCGAAGCAGCGGAACUGCAGCUCACCGAGACGUCGAGGAAGCUUGGAAACCGCGUGAAGGAGCUGAUCAUCUGUCCGAUUUACGCCAACCUUCCUUCAGAACUCCAGUCCAAGAUCUUUGAGCCUACUCCAGAAGGGGCUCGCAAGCUUGUGCUCGCCACGAACAUUGCCGAAACCAGUUUGACGAUUGACGGUAUCACGUAUGUGAUUGACCCCGGAUAUGUCAAGGAGAACGUCUUCAAUCCAGCGACAGGCAUGUCAAAUCUUGUAGUCGUCCCUUGUUCCCGAGCUUCUGCGAACCAGCGCAGUGGACGCGCCGGACGUGUUGGACCUGGUAAGUGUUUCCGCCUCUACACCAGGUACGCCUACAUGAACGAGAUGGAUGAAUCGACCACACCAGAGAUCCAACGAACAAAUCUCAAUGGCGUCGUCUUGCAAUUAAAGUCGCUAGGUAUCAACCAACUUCUGGAGUUCGAAUUCAUGGAUCCUCCACCCACCGAGUCACUCAUUGGAGCCUUGAACCAGCUCUUCGCCCUUCAGGCUCUCAACCACAAGGGCGAUCUUACAAAGGUGGGCAGGCAGAUGGCCGAGUUUCCCACAGAUCCCAUGCUGGCCAAAGCCGUGCUCGCCGCAGACAAGUUCGGGUGCGUUGAUGAAGUGCUUGCUAUUGUCUCGAUGCUUAGCGAAGCCUCUGCUCUGUUCUUCCGGCCGAAGGAUAAGAAGAUCCAUGCCGAUAGUGCUCGUGAUCGUUUCACCGUCAAGGAGGGAGGUGACCAUCUCUCUCUCCUCAACAUAUGGAAUUCCUGGGUUGAUAGUGACUUUUCCCCCGUUUGGUCGCGGGAGAACUUCCUGCAACAGCGGUCGCUGACCCGAGCCCGAGACGUCCGCGAUCAGCUUGCCAAACUGUGCGAGCGCGUCGAGGUGGCGCCUUCGACCUGCGGCGCAGCCAACAUCGAGCCGAUCAAGAAAGCCCUGACGGCCGGCUUCUUCCCCAACGCCGCCCGGCUGACGAGGGGUGGCGACAGCUACCGGACGCUCAAGAACAACGCGACCGUCUACAUCCACCCCAGCUCCGUGCUCAUGAAGUCGGACCCGCCCGAGAAGACGGUCAUCUACUUCGAGCUGGUGCUGACGACCAAGGAGUACAUGCGGAGCUGCCUGCCCAUCAAACCGCAGUGGUUGAAUGAGGUGGCGCCGCACUUCCACAAGAAGAAGGAUCUGGAUCAGCUCGAGGAGAAGAAAUUGCCCAAGAACACUGGUAGAUAA